GUUGACAGAGUUGUCAAAAGAAAUUAACAAAAGGCAUGAAGAAAUCUUUGCAGUAUUGAGAAGAAGAAUUACACAAAUAAGCACAAAAAAUCGUUAUAAGGUCUUUAAUUUUCUAAAAUAUUUUUACUGGUGAGUCGUGGAAGCAGUUAUGAUCCUAAAAACACAGUAAAAUAAUGCUUUGCGCAUUGAUAUUCGCGGUCAAAGACAUGCACAGCACCAAACAAUCAAUGAUUCCCGUUUUUCUUGGAAUUUACUAAACACAAACAUACAAAAAGGUAAAUCGCAAUACACGGCAUGACCCUUACACUUCCUACCAUGCCUACAGUGAGGAAAUACCGAAGAGAGACCACUGAAGUGAGCAGCUGUCUCAAGUAUAUGAUUUUCGGUUUCAACGUCUUGUUUUGGAUGUUAGGACUAUGUAUUUUGACUGUGGGCGUCUGGGCAUGGUCCGAAAAAGAUAUUUUCAAUAAUUUAGGAAAGGUGGCAAACGCAGCACUUGACCCGGCAUUUAUUUUGAUAUGUGUAGGCACCGUUACUUUUGUCAUAGGCUUUACUGGCUGUGUAGGUGCUCUGAGGGAAAAUACAUGUCUUCUAGCUACGUACGCUAUCUUCCUGUCGGCUCUUUUGCUCUUUGAAAUGACUGCAGGCAUUCUAGGUUUUAUAUUUAAAGACUGGAUCAAAGCACAAGCAGCUAUAGGGUUUCAAUCGUUCAUAAUCCAUUACAGAGAGGAUCCUGAUCAACAAAACUUAAUAGAUUGGAUACAGGAAGACUGGCUUCAGUGUUGUGGAAUUGAGGGACCCAAAGAUUGGGAUAGAAAUAAUUAUUUUAAUUGUUCGUCUAGAGAUGUAGGAAGCAGGGAAGCUUGUGGAGUUCCGUUUUCAUGCUGUAAACGUCAACCAACGGAACUAAUAACUAACAAACAAUGCGGUUAUGAUGUGAGGAAACCUGGUUUUGCUUUUGACGUGUCAAAAAUAAUAAACGAACAGGGCUGUCUAGAGGCUGUUGAAGAAUGGACUGAGAAAAAUAUGAUUUCUAUUGCUUCCUGCACUUUUGUCGUUUUGUUUCUUCAAAUCCUGGGCAUCUGCUUCGCGCAGAACCUGCGCGGCGACAUCUUCGCGCAGAAGGCCAAGUGGCACUGACAGUUGCGGGCUCCCACGGCCGUCUAGUACAACUUCAUGUACCGCACGGCCUGGGAGUCGCCGCAGUGCUCCGCGCAGUUCGAGCACCUGCGCAUGCUCGACAGGGUGGAGAUCAGUAUCGGGCGAUAGAGAAACCACGCACCAUAUACAUACAAAAGAAUAUACAGCGGCGUUUUCAUAACAAGCAAGGAAAGGAUUUAAUUCUCGUGUUUUCUUUUUGUUCUAUAUCUAUUCUUCAAUAUUGGGACAAGAAUAUAUGCGGUACCUAGCCGUAUAUUGUUUUAUAUGUAUGUGAGAAACACGGCACCGACUUGUGGUGGUAAAUAUGGAAAUGUCAAAUAAAAAUUAUAUAGAAAAUACAGUGUGUGCGCUAUGUGCGCAUUUUUGAAGUGAAACUUCUUACUAACGGCUAUUAAAUUGAAGGAAAUGUUUGAAAAAGUAACUUAUAAUGCCGU
Messenger RNA from Sitophilus oryzae (rice weevil), 1595 nucleotides. Its product is annotated as tetraspanin-5. Gene Ontology annotation, cellular component: membrane. The record is from RefSeq and is a predicted model, not a curated record. Bases 295 to 1140 code for a protein of 281 amino acids. Lineage: Eukaryota; Metazoa; Arthropoda; Insecta; Coleoptera; Curculionidae. The transcript is spliced from 8 exons. Gene Ontology annotation, biological process: protein maturation; protein localization to plasma membrane.